AUGUCAGAUGAUAGUAUUAAUGAAUUAAUACGUAGUUUAAACGAAAAACAACGUUUUCCUUUUGACGUAAUUAAUAUAUGGGCCCGAAGGCAUGUUAAAAAUUUAUCAGCUGAAGAAGUUACAGAAAAUCCUCCUUUGCAUUUAUUUGUUACAGGUGGUGCAGGAACAGGCAAAUCCCAUUUGAUCAAAACUAUAAGUGCAUCAGUUUCAAAAACUUUAUGUUAUAGGUCUUCAUGCAUUGAAAAACCAAAUUUGCUUUUGCUUGCACCGACAGGUGUUGCAGCGGUGAAUAUCAAUGGAACCACAACACAUUCAGCUUUAGGAAUUUCUGUAGAGUCUCGUGGGUUAACCCUUCACAAGCUUCCAGAUAAAAAGAGAUGUAAAUUAAGGCAAGAGCUAUCAGAUGUUAGAGGUAUCAUUAUUGAUGAAAUAUCUAUUGUAUCCAAUAAGUUACUGUUGUAUGUGCAUCAAAGGUUAAUAGAAAUAUUUGGAUGUGUUUCUGAUUUUUCAAAACCAUUUGCUGGCUUAACAAUAAUUUUAGUGGGUGAUUUGCAUCAAUUACCCCCCGUAAUGCAAAAACCAAUUUAUGCAGAAUUCAGCGAUGAAUUGUAUAACAUUUAUCCACUAUGGCGAAACUUUCAGAUGUGUGAAUUGACUGAAGUUAUGAGACAACGGGAAAAUGAGCCAGCUAGAGUUCAUAAUGCAAGAUUGUUAAAUAGUUUAAACAGCGAUUUGAUAACAAUAGAUGCCAUUGAUCAAGUUCCAAAAGAAGUCCCUUCUCAUGUUUAUGAAAGAAUUCAAGACUUAAGCCAAUCAAGAACUGGUGGAUUAGCUUUCCAGUUAUCUUUAAAGAUAGGUGCUAAGGCAAUGUUGACAUCUAAUAUUGACAUUCCUGAUAAACUAAUAAAUGGUCAAAUUGACAGACUUGCACAACAAUUAAAUGCAGUACCAAUUGAUCGAGUGACUACCGAAAUAAGAACAAACGAGAAAAAACUUUCCUCUCCGGUCAUUAAACGUACCCAAUUUCCUUUAAUGUUAUCAUGGGCUUGUACUGUACACAAAGUUCAAGGCCUAAGUUUACAAGAGGUUGUCAUUAGUUUUAAUUUGCUGAAACAGAGAUCAUUCAAUAAUGGACAGAUGUAUGUAGCUCUCAGCCGUGUAACGUCUUUGCAAGGGCUCCACUUAAUAGGGGUGUUCAAGUACAGUGCCAUCAAUGUUGACGACAAAGCUAAAAAAGAAUAUCAGUAUUUAAGAAAAAAUCAAAGUUUAAGUUUUACAACAGAUUUGGUGGCAAAGGAAUCCGAACAUAGCAUAUGA
Molecule: messenger RNA, 1317 nt
Organism: Hydractinia symbiolongicarpus
Lineage: Eukaryota; Metazoa; Cnidaria; Hydrozoa; Anthoathecata; Hydractiniidae
Product: ATP-dependent DNA helicase pif1-like
Exons: 3
Coding region: 1-1317 (438 amino acids)
Biological process (GO): DNA repair; telomere maintenance
Molecular function (GO): DNA helicase activity
Source: RefSeq, a predicted model, not a curated record